Brassica rapa (field mustard) is the source of this 1708-nucleotide messenger RNA. Its product is annotated as serine/threonine-protein kinase STY13. Lineage: Eukaryota; Viridiplantae; Streptophyta; Magnoliopsida; Brassicales; Brassicaceae. Gene Ontology annotation, biological process: protein phosphorylation. Gene Ontology annotation, cellular component: plasma membrane. The record is from RefSeq and is a predicted model, not a curated record. Gene Ontology annotation, molecular function: protein serine/threonine kinase activity; ATP binding.
GAAUAAUCAAUUUUCUGGACCCAGAGAGAGGGAGAGUGAGACUUGGGCGGUGAAACAGUAAAAAAAGAGAGAGAGAGAGAAAUGAUUUGGUCAAAUUGUUGAGAGUUUGUCUUCUUCUUCUUCUUCUUCUUUGCGUUGUGUGUGGAGAUCACAAUCAAUCUAUUUCUUCUUCUUAUUUCUAAAGUCUCGUGGCUUCUUGUCCCUUGGGAACUUGUCUUGUGCCUCUCCACCACAUAACAUAUAUUACUCGUGAAUUCGAAAACCCUAGCCUUGCUCCACAACUCCCUCCCUCCCUCCCUUUUCGAUUGAUCAUCUGCUGGUCUCCUAGUCGCCAGAGAGAAAUAAAUGGCGUCCGGAGGCGGAGAGGCGGUGGAAAUCGGAUCCGACUCCAAAUUAGGGGGAGUCGGGAGCAGGAGCGCUGGAGCAGUAGGAGGAGGAGGUCAAUACUUCAGGGCAGAUACUGUUGAUUUCAGCAAAUGGGAUUUGCAUAUGGGUCAAGGCUCCUCCUCCGCUACAAGGAAGACUCCGAUGCAGGAAUGGGAGAUCGACCUCUCCAAACUCGAUAUGAAUCACGUCCUCGCUCGCGGCACUUACGGCACUGUCUACCGCGGUGUCUACGCCGGUCAACAAGUCGCUGUGAAGGUGUUAGAUUGGGGAGAAGAUGGUCUCUCAACAGCAGAUGAUCUGCGCAUUUCCUUCGAGCAAGAGGUAGCCGUCUGGCAGAAACUCGAUCAUCCCAACGUUACCAAGUUUAUAGGAGCAUCCAUGGGGACCUCUGAUCUGAAGAUCCCUUCUGGUAGUGAUUCUGGUGGAGCACAUCCUGCCAAGGCCUGUUGUGUUGUCGUUGAGUAUGUCGCUGGAGGCACCCUCAAGAAGUUCCUCAUCAAGAAAUAUAGGAGCAAACUCCCCAUCAAGGAUGUCAUUCAACUUGCUUUGGAUCUCGCUAGAGGGCUGAGUUACCUCCACUCCAAGGCGAUUGUGCAUCGGGACGUGAAGUCAGAGAACAUGUUGCUGGAAACUAACAAGACGCUCAAGAUUGCUGAUUUCGGAGUCGCUAGAGUCGAAGCUCAGAACCCUCAAGACAUGACUGGUGAAACUGGAACUCUUGGAUACAUGGGACCUGAGGUUCUGGAAGGAAAGGCUUACAACAGGAAAUGCGAUGUGUAUAGUUUUGGUGUAUGCCUCUGGGAAAUAUACUGCUGCGACAUGCCCUACGCUGACACUAGUUUUGCUGAGAUCUCUCAUGCCGUUGUUCAUAAGAAUCUGAGACCAGAGAUUCCGAAAUGCUGCCCACAGUCGGUGGCAAACAUAAUGAAGAGAUGCUGGGACCCGAAUCCAGACAGGCGUCCGGAGAUGGAGGAGGUAGUGAAGCUACUAGAGGCAGUAGACACAAGCAAAGGAGGGGGAAUGAUACCACCAGACAAGUUUCAGGGGUGCCUCUGUUUCUUCAAACCUCGUGGCCCCUGAUCUCUCUCCCUUGGCUGAUAUGCUUGAGAGCUGCGUGAUUUUUUUUUUGUUGAAUUUUUGUGGUUGAGACAUUGGAGUUAGAGUGGUGUGGGUCUUUGUCAUAAGAAUCUCUCUGCUCUCUCUCUCUCUCUAUAUAUAUGUAUUUACACACAGUCCUGUUGUGUAUAAAAACUGAUGAUAAAGCUCUGUUUGUUUUUUUUCUUUUUAUUUUAUGAGGGAAUGUGGAUCAUCUCUUAUCUGA